UCCGCCCAUGAUUGCUCAACGCUCACAAAACCAUCUGCCUGUCCUGGUUGAGGACAUUCGAUCCAGCACCACAAAUCCUGUCUCGCUGACCCCCAAAUACAUGGUUUUGACCGGCAAGUAGACACAAAAUAUUUGUCGCAGGCAUGAGCGUCUCUUACCCUCAUACACCGCCAUCGAAAGUCCCGACAGUUGAUGAGCAAAGAUUCAAAGCGGUCACCUCACCCUGCGAGUGGGUGGAGGACUACCGUCCUGGUGGCUAUCAUCCUAUCCACCUCGGCGAUGUCCUCAGAGAUGGCCAGUACAGCAUCAUGAGAAAACUUGGAGAGGGAUCCUACUCGACGGUUUGGCUUGCUCGUGACUUGCGCAAAAAUCGAUACGUCGCCUUGAAAAUUCUUGUGUCGGAAAUGUCGGCCUCGACAACUGAGCUGCGAAUUCUACGUCACAUCGCUGAAACUGCCCCAGGCGCCGCCCCUCAACACAUCGUCCAACUGCUAGAUGAUUUCCAGCUCUCUGGACCCAAUGGCACUCACAAGGUUCUAGUCUUGGAGCCUAUGGGUGCGAGUGUGGACAGCAUGGUUGAGCAACUACCUCAGUUCAAUCCUCGUAUAUGGGGCAUGAAGGUCCGCUACCCACCUCACAUGGCAAGGAGCAUUCUCAAACAGUCCCUGCAAGCGCUGGAAUUCCUCCACGGGGUUGGCGUCUCGCACGGAGACUUUCAGCCAGGAAACCUCCUGUUCUCCGUCAGGGACAUCGAGUCCACGCCUGAGGAAGUGCUUCGACAGGCUAAAGAUGUGCAAGCCGGCUCGAUCUCACCUCUUGUUGAAAGACUCGACGGUAAACAAGACAGAUGGGCUCCUCGGUACCUUUGCGUCGCGCAGCCUCUGGAAGAGUUCACCCACUAUACACAAGGCUUCACAAUUAAGCUCUCAGACAUGGGCGGCGCAUUCUUCUUCACGGACCCGCCAAUCAAACCGGUUACUCCCGUCGGCUUGCGGGCUCCCGAGUUGAUUCUGACCAAAACUGUCGACCGGACUCUUGACAUCUGGAGUUUUGGCUGCCUCAUAUUCGAGCUUAUGACCGGACAACCCCUCUUCUGCAUACCGGGACCUGACUUUGAAGACGAUGAACAUCUUCUCUCGCUCACAGCCGUUCUCGGUGCCCUACCCGAAAACCUAUUCCAGCAUUGGAAGACAGCCUCGCUCUACUUCACGCCCGACCGUAAGCUCUUCAAUUGCCAGCUUGGAGGGGUCGGGGAUGGAGAAGAGCCACUCAUGCUGGAGCAGACAUCCAUGGAGGAGCUCUUUGACCAGGCUGACCCGGACAUAAGUGAGGAAGAGGCCUGUGCCGUGAAGGAGCUCAUUCGCAGAAUCUUGCGGUACAACCCUGCAGAGCGACCCUCACCGGCGGAGCUCCUGCGUGAUCCCUGGUUUUCCAAGAUUGACGUUGAGACUGGCCUGCUUCUUUGA
Colletotrichum destructivum is the source of this 1466-nucleotide messenger RNA. Its product is annotated as Putative protein kinase. Gene Ontology annotation, molecular function: ATP binding; protein serine/threonine kinase activity. Lineage: Eukaryota; Fungi; Ascomycota; Sordariomycetes; Glomerellales; Glomerellaceae. Gene Ontology annotation, biological process: spliceosomal complex assembly; peptidyl-serine phosphorylation; regulation of mRNA processing. The record is from RefSeq and is a predicted model, not a curated record. The coding region runs from base 144 to 1466 and encodes 440 amino acids. The transcript has 3 exons.